Molecule: messenger RNA, 4416 nt
Organism: Macadamia integrifolia
Lineage: Eukaryota; Viridiplantae; Streptophyta; Magnoliopsida; Proteales; Proteaceae
Product: disease resistance protein RPV1-like
Exons: 5
Coding region: 126-4145 (1339 amino acids)
Biological process (GO): signal transduction; defense response
Molecular function (GO): ADP binding; protein binding
Source: RefSeq, a predicted model, not a curated record
UAGUGGUUGAACUCUUCAAUGGCCACACUAAACUAAAUUAAUUUGUUACUUAGGGCAGAGACCAAAUUCCCAAUCUAUUUGAUGUAAGCAGAAUGAAUUGAAGAGAGAAAGAUCAGAGCAGGGAAAUGAUGGAGGAGAGCCAAGAAGAAUUUUUCCUAUGGGACGUGUUUCUGAGUUUCAGACGCGCCGAUACUCGCCACAACUUUACUGACACCUUAUACAAAGAGCUCGUACGUAACAAUAUCCGGACCUUUCUCGACGACGAGGGUCUCGAGGGAGGAGACGAUGAUCUCGCCCCCAUCCUGUCGGCGGCGAUCAAGGAAUCGGCGUCAUAUAUCGCAGUCAUAUCGGAGAACUACGCUUCGUCGACGUGGCGUCUAGAAGAACUGGCACAGAUAUUGGAAACCAAGCGUCGGUUGCUUCCGGUGUUCUACAAAGUGGUUCCUUCCGACGUCCGCAGGCAGAAGGGCCCCUUCGAAGAUGAUUUUCUAUGCCACGAGCGACGUUAUGGAGAAGAAAAGGUCCGGCGAUGGAGAAAAGCUAUGGAAGAAGCUGGGGACAAGAAGGGUUGGGAAUCCAAUAUCGGGAAAGACGAUUUAUGGUUGAUUCAAAAAAUAAUUAAGUCGAUAUUGCCUAAAGUGAAUAAUGAUCCCCUGAGUGUGGCUAAAUAUCCUGUUGGUAUCCAUUUGCGAGUAGCAGAGCUGGUGGAGCUGUUGGACAUGAGAUCCAAUGAUGUCCGAGUUAUUGGAUUUCAUGGGAUGGGUGGGGUUGGUAAGACCACCCUAGCUAAGGCUGUUUACAAUCGGAUUGCUGCGUACUUUAACUGUCGUUUCUUCAUUCCAAAUAUUAGUGACGCUUCAAGAAAACAUAAUGGUUUGGCUUCCCUUAAAAAGAAACUUGACCAAGAACUUAGUAAAGAGCACAAUGAGAAAAAAGUUCUUAUUGUUCUUGAUGAUGUUGAUGAUGCAGAGCAACUUCAUGCUCUACUUGGUAAUGGUGGUUGGCUUUAUAAUGGAAGUAGGAUCAUUAUCACCACAAGAAAUAAAGAAGUUCUAAGAGAGAAGUAUGUGAAUUUUGUCCAUGAUGUGAAAGAAUUAAGUUCCUCUGAGUCACUUCAACUCUUCAGUUAUCAUGCAUUUGGAAGAGGAAAACCGGCGGAAAAUUUCUUGCAUCUCUCUGAGAAAAUUGUAUCCCUCACAGGAAGACUGCCUUUGGCAUUAGAAGUAUUUGGUGCUUCAUUGUUCAAUAAGAAACAGGAGAAGGAAUGGGAAGCCGCACUGGAGAAGUUGAGACACAUUCAACCAGCUACUCUUCAAGAAGUGUUGAAGAUAAGUUAUGAUGGACUAGAUGAAGAAGAGAAAUGUAUAUUCCUUGACAUUGCAUGUUUCUUUGUAGGGAAAGAUACGGAGCUAGAAAAUGCAAUUGACAUAUUUAAGGGUUGCGGUUUCAAUGCUGAGAAGAAAAUCAAAGACCUCACUGAAAAAUCUCUCAUUAAGAUUUCGAAUGACAAUACCUUGUGGAUGCAUGAUCAACUUAGAGAUAUGGGACAGGCAGUAGUUCAAAAAGAAGACCCAACAAAUCCGGGUAAACGAAGUAGAUUGUGGGAUCAUGAUGAUGUAAUGGCUGUUUUGGAUUCUCACAAGGGUACAGAAAGGAUUGAAGGCAUCAUCCUUGACUUUGGAGAUAUUUCAGAAUCUAAAGAACUUGCCAAGAUCAGCAACCCAAAACAUCCCAUUAUUACAAGGUUGAAGGAAAUCCCUGAGAACAUUCUUGGUUUAAAACAACAGAAAGAUAAAGAGGCCAAGCUGUGCACUGGAUCAUUUCAAGCAAUGGUUAACCUGAGACUGCUUCAGAUCGAUAAUGUUAAUUUGGAGGGAGCCUUUAAACAUUUCCCUCCUGAUCUGAAAUGGCUACAAUGGAAAAAAUGUCCUUUGAAAGUUCUUCCUUCUGACUUCUGUCCUCGGAAACUUGCUGUACUUGAUCUCUCAGAGAGCAAGAUCAAACAAGUAUGGAGGCAAAGACCGUGGUGGGACCGGAACAAGAUGACUGGAGAGCUGCAAGUUCUGAAUCUCUAUCGUUGCUAUAACCUAACUGCUACACCUGAUUUCUCUGAGCACCCUAAAUUGGUAAAACUGGUUCUUGAAGGUUGUAAUGAACUGAAAGAGAUCCAUAAAUCGAUUGGGAAUCUUAGCAUGUUACGUCACUUUAACCUGAGGAGAUGCGGGAAUCUGGAGAAGUUUCCAAAUGAAAUUACCAGGUUGAGGAAGCUAGAAAUGCUUAUAUUCUCUAGUUGCUACAAGCUGAAAAAAUUACCUGAUGACUUGAGGCCCAUGGAGUCUUUAACAGAGCUUCUGCUUGAUGGAACUGCCAUAGUGAAACUACCUGAUUCUAUAUUCCAUCUUGAGAAACUUGAGAGGCUAGACCUGAAAAAUUGUUUGUCACUGAAGCAACUACCCAUCUCCAUCGGAAAAUUACUUUCUCUAAGAGAGCUUACUCUUGAUGGUUCUGCUUUGGAAGAGAUUCCUGAAUCCAUAGGAUCAUUGAAAAAUCUUGAAAGACUAAGUUUGGUGGGGUGCAAAUCAAUCACUGCAAUUCCCGAUUCCUUCCACAAUCUGAAAUCGUUAUUAGAACUUUUUCUUGGUCAUAGUUCAAUCGAAGAACUGCCAAAUUCCAUCGGCUGCCUUUCCCAUUUGGAGUACUUGUCAUUGACUUAUUGCAGGUCCCUUAGCAAAUUGCCUGCUUCCAUUGGAUUAUUAGCAUCUUUGGUUGAACUUCAUCUGGAUAUGACACCAAUCACAGAACUGCCAGAUGAGAUUGGAGACUUGAACAUGCUUGAGAAGCUCGAGAUGAUUGAUUGUAAAUCUCUUACCUGUUUACCAAAUUCAAUUGGAGAGAUGUCAAAUCUAACCACUUUGAGACUACAAAAUUGCCUCAUAACAGAAUUGCCAGAGUCCAUAUGUUCAAUUGAGAAGCUUGAGGUUUUGAAAGUGAGCAAAUGUAAACAACUCAGGCAACUUCCAGAUUCAAUUGGAAAACUACUCAAUCUGUGCCAGCUCCAAAUGGAGGAAACUUCUGUAGCAGUACUCCCUGAAGAUUUUGGAAAGCUUUCAAACUUAAGGACGUUGAAAAUGGCAAAAGAAGAGCCCCGAAAUGUUGAAGAACGUACAGCACUUGCAAAAGAAGGCCACCAGAAGUCCAUGGUUCUUCCAGCUUCUUUCUCGAAUCUCUCAUUAUUAUAUGAGCUUGAUGCUCGUUACUGCAAAAUAUCUGGGGCAAUUCGUGAUGGCUUUGAGAAGCUGUCAUCAUUAGAGACUCUGCGACUUGACCACAACAAUAUCUGCAGCCUUCCAUCUAGCCUGAGGGGGCUUUCUGUCCUCACAAAACUUUCUUUGCCAUAUUGUGCAGAGCUCAAGUCUCUUCCUCCACUUCCCUCCAGUUUGGUUCAUGUGGAUGUCGCAAAUUGCACUGCACUGGAAACUAUAUCUGAUCUGUCAAACUUGGAGAAUUUAGAAGAGUUGUGCCUUGCAAAUUGCCAGAAAGUAGUGGAUGUUCCAGGCCUUGAAUGCUUGAAGUCCUUAAAAAGGUUGUACAUGAGUGGCUGCACCACAUGUCAUGAAGUAGUAAAGAAAAGACUCUCUAAGGUUACUCUGAAGCAUAUGCGCUACUUGAGCACUCCAGGAAGCGAAAUCCCAAACUGGUUUGUUCCAGAAGUGUCAAGCUUUUCAAGCAUCAAGAACCGGAGGAUCAAGGGUGUAGUUAUAUGUAUUGUUAUCUCUAUAGAUCAACAGAUACAGAGAGUGGAAUACCCUACAAUAGCAGAUAUUCGAGUAGAAAUCCUUGAUAACAUGCUCAUACAAAAGUACAGUUCGACUUUUUACUUGCCUGGAGUUCCAGAGACGAACGAAGAUCAAUUUUAUUUCUGUCGGUAUGCAGAAUGGCAUCCACUAAUUCAUUUGUUCCAUGAUGGCUAUAAAAUGAAGGUGACACUGCGCAAACCACCAAUUCUUGCUGGACUUGAACUGAAGAAGUAUGGGAUCCAUCUGGUUCUUGAAGAUGAUGACGACUACGAUGGUGAUGAAGAAUCAUUGGAUGAAACCCAGCUAUCACUUUCAGAGAAACUUGCGAAGUUCUUCAGCUCCAUGUAAUUAGUUUAAAGCCUUGAGGUCGAAUUCUUGUGAAUAAGGGAUGGACGGGGGAGUUGAAGCAAGACAUAGUAACUUCAUACAUGGGGAAUCUUUCCCUCUCCUUCUCCAAAUCCUCCCCAUGUUCUUGUUGACUGUUGAUGUUAUGUGCUGUCUAUGUAUGUUUUCAGGUACUUACUUUUUAAGUAACUGUAUUACGUUGUGUUGCUUUGUUUCCCUUCCACUAGUCUUUCAGAACAAUAAUGAAGACCAUAGCAUGCUUUGGGCUUUUGGU